Tupaia belangeri chinensis (Chinese tree shrew) is the source of this 3445-nucleotide messenger RNA. RefSeq names its product podocalyxin like (gene PODXL). Gene Ontology annotation, biological process: cell migration; negative regulation of cell-cell adhesion; regulation of microvillus assembly. Gene Ontology annotation, cellular component: microvillus membrane; apical plasma membrane. The record is from RefSeq and is a predicted model, not a curated record. Lineage: Eukaryota; Metazoa; Chordata; Mammalia; Scandentia; Tupaiidae.
GCCGGACCCCGUCUCCGACCCCGUUGCCGGACAGCCGGACCCCUCCUCUGACCCAGCUGCUGGACAGCCGGACCCCGCCUCCAGCCCCAGCCCCACCCCCGGACAGCCAGAUGCGGCUCCUGUUCCUGUCCACACAGUGGGGACUCCCAGCCCAGGCAAACAAGGCUUGGCACCAGAGCACACGACAGUGUCCAGUGGCUCAGGACCCAAUGUCACAGGCAACCAGAAUUCUGACAACCAAGGGAACCUCAGUGUCACCCCCACCACCAAGGGAGGUGGGCCGGUGACCCCUGCAACUGCAGACAUAGUUGGCACCACGAACUCUGCGACCCUCCGUAUGCCAGCCGGCGGUUCCUUGAAGCCCCCAGAGAACUCUUCCAAGGAACAGCAGGGGCUCCCUCCCCAGGGUGCGCCUACCACGCUAAGCCCUGCCCUGGGAACCGUGGCUACACCUCCCGUUGAAGGACCCACAGGUGUCAGCUCCAAGCCAGCUUCCACGGACCUCCAGGACUCCACCACAACUUCUUCCACCUGGACUCUUGGGAACAAACGGAUCACGUGCGAGCCCCCGGAAAGGCUGACCGAGAAGCUGCUUGUCCUGAACCUCACAAGGGCCAGCCUCUGUGCGGGGAGCCCUCCAGAUGACAAACUGGUCACCAUUCUGUGUCGAUCAGCCAAAGCCACCUACGACCUGGCUCAGGAUCACUGCCAUGUACUGCUGGCACCCAUUUCAGAAAGCCGGGCAGUGGCAGUCAAAGAAAUCACUAUCCAGACAAACCUCCUUCCCAAGGAUGUGUUUGAACUCCUGAAGGACAAGUGGGAUGACCUGCAAGAGGUGGGAGUCAGCGACAUGCAGCUGGGGGACCAGGGGCCACCGGAAGAGGCCGAAGACCGCUUCAGCAUGCCCCUCAUCAUCACUAUCGUCUGCAUGGCUGUUGCGCCCCUCUAGGGCUGCUGCCACCAGCGCCUCUCCCAGAGGAAGGACCAGCAACGACUAACAGAGGAGCUGCAGACGGUGGAGAAUGGUUACCAUGACAACCCAACCCUGGAAGUGAUGGAGACCUCUUCCGAGAUGCAGGAGAAGAAGGUGGUCAGCCUAAAUGGAGAGCUGGGGGACAGCUGGAUCGUCCCUCUGGACAACCUGACCAAGGACGACCUAGAUGAGGAGGAGGACACACACCUCUAAUCAGGUCUGCUGGCGGCCUCCGACAGCGCCACAGAGCUCCGGACUGACCACCGGAAGUGCCAUUUGGACGGGGAGGAAAACUCCUUCCUCUUUGAGGAGGGAAAGACUAGGGAGGGACAGUGGACUCUGAGCAUUACCCCCUCCCAACCUUCCCCCAGGGCCUUAAUUUUUCCCCUUUCGAGCUGAACAAAUCACAUUCUGUCUAGAUUCCUCUUGUAAAAUAAUUCACUAGUGCCUGAGCUCAGUGCUGCUGGAAGAUGAGAGGAAAGGGGUCAAGAAAGAGCCAUGUAAGGGGCCUUGGAGACCCUCCAGCAGAAAGCCUCUAUUUCACAGGUGAGGUUUCCAAGGCCCGAAGAGGGUAAUGACUUGCCCCAGGUCCCACAGCCAGGUGACAGGAUGAAGACGGCGUCCUCCCCACUGCAGUGCUCAUUUGCACCAGGCCUCACCGCGGUGCUUGCUCACACCCUCUCCAGAGCUACCCUGGGCAGGGAGUGAAACGCCAGUCGGUAGAUGGGCUGGGCAGGAGAGCAGAGCCAGGUCCUGUCUCGGUGGGAUCAAUUCCUCCAAAGUACAGGUCCUACAUUUUCUAUCCAGCCUCUGCCAGUGUUCCCGCCCCCUUUAUUCUUCUCCCUCCUUUCACUCAGUUUUUAUUUGCAGUCUGCACCAGGGCUCCUGGGACUAGCAUAGGCCAUUCAUGCGUGACCUUGAACCCCUGCUUUGGGAUUCCAUUUCCCUGCAUUUGCUUAAUGAGGUUGGGACUUAACCCACGCAAAACUCCUACAGUGAGCUAGGUCUGCCCAAGGGGUUGGUGGACAGGGGAAGAGCAGGGGAAGCACUUCAUCCCAGGAUGGCUGCCUCACAGCAGCAGGUUAAGAUAGCACUGCCCCGUCACCCAGCACUCCCGGAAGAGGCUCCCCCACAUGUCCUUUGGCCUGGCCUUCCAUUCCCACCAGGGAACCUGCAGUAGCUACAGAAUGCAGAGUGUUCCUAUGUGUGGUUCACUGCUCGGCUGACACGGGGGAAGAAGAAGCCAGGGAAUCACCCUGCAACUCCAGUGUGAAAAAGCAGCAGCUGAAGGACAGGUCCUUCCUGGCAACCCCAGUCAGCAGAGAUGUGUCUUAGUAGACAAUCGGUUCAGCUAGCCAGGAAAGACAGGCUCUACUCUCUACUUUGUAGGAAACUCAGGGACUUUGCAAGUUGCUGAGAGUGCUGUCAUAUUUGUUUUUUUAAUCCGGCCCUCCACUGCCAAAGGCCAGAACUCAUCAUUGGAGACUUUUCAGUUAGCUAAUCUCAUUUCAUGCCAUAGGGAAAGCAAGGCCUACGAUGUGCAGCACAUUUUAAGGUGCAGCUUGGGGACUGGCUGGCUAUUUCCAGUAACUGUUCACUGUCCUGGCAUGGAGCUAGGCCUCGCUGGUUCCUCUUCGGUAGUCUAGUGGGGCUGCCACAGCUCUCCUACAGUUUCUGGUGGCAUCUCAGGGAACCACAAAGCCAUGUCUACUCCCCAGUGUUGGUUUUCAUUCAUAGGCUUAGCAGUGAACUGCAACAUACAAGGCUGCUGAGGACUGGGCGGGGGGAGAUUUAAUCCGAUCUUCUGAGAAGGGGGAGUCCUGCAUGGAAUUCUGUACUGUGGCCAUGGUCUCUUUGUUACUGGGCACAAGUUCCCUGGUUCCAACUAGGAAGGGUGGGCAGAGCUGCUUGGGGAAUGAAAAUGGUCUCUUUAGGGCCAAGUCACAACUCCAGAGUCCUAAGGGCAGGUCCAGACUGGUCAUUUCGAUGAACUAGGCUAUCUGCUUUGGGACAGCUUGUGUUCAAGGAACUGAGGGGUGGGGGCUGGGAGGAGCUAGGGCACAGAUCUCUCUCCUUCCCGUCUGCCUGAUUCCUUCUUUAGAGCCUGUAACCACUUGGUAUCCUAGGGCAGAAGGAAGACCACAGCUUCAUGGAGGGCUGACUGGCCCCCAGUGGAUUUCCAAAGAGUGGCCAGGCUAACAAGCCUCCCAAAACAUUUGCCCUGGCUCUCUGGGGCUUGGAGGUUCGACAGGAUGGAGGACAGUGCUGGUUUGGGGGAGAAGAGCAGAAAUCUUGUUACAUUGGAACAAGAUCUGUUGGCUUCUGUCUUGCCCAGCUUUGGUUCCUUCCACCCCAUGGGUUCCUGUCAUGGCCUCUAGACUGGAUGAUUACUCCUUUGCUGAUUCUGGGUCACAUCUCACCAACCAGGGAUUUUGACAGAGACAGCAGAUAGGCCUCUGCAGAUUGAUCCAA